AUGAAUCCCAACGACCCAGCGAAAUCGUCGUAUUCUUCGCCUCUCUACGGCUACUCUCUAAAGAAAGUCUCAGAACCCAACCCAGGUCUUCAGCUGCCUUACUUCGAGGACGUAUUCUCUCGCAGACCAAUCUACGACAUUAUCCUAUCAUGUCUCGACAUUGCCGACCUGAUUCGUCUAGGUCGUACCUCUAAGGUCGCCCGUGCAGCCCUCGCUGAGCACUCUAUCAGAGCUUACAACAUAAAUCGCCAUCUUCGUUGCUUCUUCGACGACCCGUUAUCGUUCCGAUCUUUGCAAGCCCGUACGGGCUCACUUAUCUCGGGGUCGAACGCGCUUCAGUUCCUGGAUAGGAGCUUCUACCCUGGCUCAGAUUUAGACGUUUAUGUUCAUCCAGGGCAUACGCUUGAGGUUGGGAAUUGGUUGAUGAACGAGGAGGGCUAUACGUUUGUGCCAAAGAAUUUGCAGGAGCUUGGGUCGACAUUCGAGGAAAAUGUGGAGGAGUGGGACCCUUUUCAGAGAAGGUAUAAUGAGGAGGAAGACGCCUCUUCCUAUCGUGGGCAGGUCUAUAGGUUCUCUGGAGUAUUCCAUGUCUACUCCUUUGAGAAAAAGGAGGUGCGAAAGGUGCAGAUUGUAGAGGCGAGGGAGUCUGCUUUCACGACGAUUCUGAGCUUCCACUCGACGUGCGUUAUGAACCUCAUAUCCUUCGACACGGCUUAUUCCCUCUAUCCUCGUGCCACGUUCAAAGAAAGGCGCAUGCAGUUGAUGCGAGAAAUCACACCCGAGGAAGUCAAGGCCAUUUCCAAAUACGGCCGUCGAGGUUUCCAAAUCGCAGCGACCUAUUUAUGGCCCUACGCCGGCAGUGAUCCCUGCCUCGUGCUCGAUACCGUCCGCAACGUUAACGAUCGCUUUACUUGGCGCGUCGCUCUCGACACCACCGGCGUCGAUCCGCGUUCCAAGCUCACCCCGACCUCUAACGUGAUGAAGACGGACCCCGUCGUCCAGAACACAUGGGAAAUGUGCCAUCUGCGCGGGGACAAUCUCACGAUCACUUAUUUCGCGGUGAAGAGCACGCUGUUGAGGUAUAACUAUGUGGUGGCGGAGAACGAUUAUCUAUUGCAAUUGGUGAAUUGGUUGCGAGUGCAAGGGUUCUAUGAGCAUGAGAAGGUGGAAGGAUUGAGCGGUGAAGAGAAAAUCAAUGCCUGGACGUGGUGCGUUUACUUCACAUCAGUAUCAGUCCCGCUGGCGCCGACUAUAAUCACCGAGUGUUUGUGA
Stereum hirsutum FP-91666 SS1 is the source of this 1272-nucleotide messenger RNA. RefSeq lists its product as uncharacterized. The transcript has 3 exons. The record is from RefSeq and is a predicted model, not a curated record. The coding region runs from base 1 to 1272 and encodes 423 amino acids. NCBI's taxonomy places the organism in Eukaryota, Fungi, Basidiomycota, Agaricomycetes, Russulales, Stereaceae.